CCUCACCCUCGCCUCGUCGCCCGCGCCCUCGCUCCAGCUCGCCGUCGGCGCUGCAGAGCGCGCGACCGCCACCACACCUUGCCGCCGCCUCUGCCUCGUACCACACGCCUCGCAUCCGACGCGCCUCUUGCGCCCUCGGGCCCACCUCCGUCGCGCGCAUCGCUCCUGCGCCCGGGCACGCGCAGCGGCCUGCGACGCCGAGCCGCCGCCGUCUGCGGCGCAGGCGUCUGACUCUAGUGCCUGCUCGCCGCUGGCUGUCGCUUGCAGAGUCCGCGUGCAGCCAUGCACGCGCCGCUCGCCAGCCUGGCGGCACACUGGCAUGCCUGCCAGGGCGACAUGCCGCCGCCGCUCGUGGGCUCGUCGGUCACGCUCGUCGAUGCCGGCCCGGGCUCGGGCACGUGCGGCAAGCUGUACCUCUUUGGCGGGCGUCUCGUCUCGACGCGGCGCAUGGUCUCCGACCUGUACGAGCUGGACCUCGCCUCGCUGCGCUGGACGCGCAUCAGCUCGGCGCCGGCCGCUGGCGACGAGAGCAGCGCAUCGCGCGCGCCGCAUCCGCAGCAGCGCUACUUCCACAGCUCCGACCUCUGGGCCGGGCGGCUGAUCAUCUUCGGCGGCAUGGGCUACGCGCCGGGAGCCGACACGUCGGCAGCCGAGGCGCCAUCGUCGGACUCGCUGUGCGUGCUCGACGAGGUCAUCGCCUUUGACCUCGCGACGCAGACGUGGGACCUGGCCUUUGCGGCGCCGGCCGGCAGCAGCAGCGCGCCGCGGCCUGUGCCGCGCUAUGCGCAUCUCAGCUCGACGAUGACGGCCGGCCAGCUGGUCAUCAUCGGCGGGCAGAACAUGGCGAACCAGUACGUCGAGGAGAUCAACGUCUUCGACCUCAACACGCGGCGCUGGACUGCGAGCCACGCCUUUGCGCGACAGUGCGGCUCGUACCGCUCGCUGGCAGUGGCCGGGCGCUGGCGCGUGGAGAACGAGGUGGAGCGGGAGGCAGACGCCAGCAGCACGCCGCGCACGGAGCAGCAGGACACGGGCGCCAGCGUGCUGCCGCCAAAGAGCGCCAGCAAGAUGCGCGUCGAGCUGCUGCCGAUGAGUGCCGAGCCGGCGGCCGACGACGAGCCGCUGCCGCUCUACGUGUACACCAACUACAACUUCACCGACGUGAAGCGCGAGCUGGAGCUGGUGCGCCUGCGCGGCCAGAGCGAGCUGGCCGUCGAGGACCGCAGCAGCGACAUGACGGGCGUGUCGCUGCCGCCCGGCCUGCGCUUCCCAACGGGCGCCAUUCUUGGCUCGCAUCUGCUCAUCUCCGGCACGUACCUCGCCAACACGUCGCAGACGUUCUCCGUCUGGAGCCUGCAUCUGCCGACGAUGCAGUGGUCGCGCCUUGACGUCGGCGCGCUGCUCUCCAUCGGCUCGUGGAACCGCGCAGUGCUGUGGCCCAGCCGCAACCGGCUCAUCAUCUUCGGGCAUCGCGGGCGUGACCUGGUCUCGGACUACAACCAUCGGCAGACGAACUGGGACCACGUGCUCGUGCUCGAGCUCGAGGCCUGGGGCAUCAACCAGCCGCCGAUGCGGCCGGCGAGCGCAGAGGCGAUGGAGCUCGGGCUCGAGGCGCUCAGCGCCAGCACUGUGGGCUCCUUUGCGCACUCGCUGCCGCGCGAGGGCGUCGACCAGGCGCCCGCCCUUGGGGCGAAGGGCGACUUUGAGAUUGUGUGCUCGGACGGGAUGCGCAUCGGCUGCAACCGCGCGCUGCUGACGCGGAGAUGGCCUUGGUUUGCCGAGCAGCUGAGCAAGUACAGAGAACGGGCCGCCACAGCAACGGCAGCUAUGCCGAAUGGCGCGUCAGGCCCUGCACAUUUGUCGUCGAAGGACUCGCCGCCAGACUGCCGCCUCACUCCGCGCCUGCUGCAUCUCGCCGAGCCGAGCCCCGUCGUGCUGGCGCUGCUGCAGUUCUUCUAUACGCGCAGCAUCUGCACGGCGCUGCAGCGGCAUCCCAGCGUCACUGCGUCGCUGCUGCUCUUUGCCAGCCUCUACGCGCUGCCGGAGCUCGACCGCUGGGCGCGGCAUGCGGCGCACGUGGCACUCUCGCGCGAACUCGGCCCGCCGCCGAGCAACGCGGCCUGGCCUCAGUCGGCACUUGCGCCAGCCGAGCGGCAUCGGCUGGCUGUGGUGCUGUACGAGACGGCAGCACUGUGUGGGCACGAGGCGCUGCAGAUCCGUGCGCUGCGCACCGUCAUGGCCAUCUCGAAGUGGGUGCAGCGCGGCGCGCGGCAGGUCACCGACAGUUCUGCAGGGCCGUCAACGCCCACGACGUUCUCGGCCUCGCGCGACAUGGCCAUCGCCUCGACGCGCGACAUCGCCAUGCCGCUCUCGGCCGCCACGUCCCGCUGGGAGAGCCGGCAAGACUCGGUGUCCAGCAGCCAGGCGCCGUACUCGCCGCACGCCGUCACGCCGCGGCCAGAGGCGACGCGCCGCUGGUCCGCCACGUCUGCGAGCCGCAAUGCGACGCGCGCGCAGCCGCCAGUGCUCGCACCACCCGCUGCGCCCGACGAUCGCCACAGCGAGCGCUCGAGCGGCGGCGGCACGGAGGAGGAAGACGAGCAGGACGACGCUCCCGCUCCGAUGGGCAUGGUAGCUAGCGCCAGUCGGCGCACAGACCGCAAGCCGCUGUCGAAGGCCGAACGCAUGCUCGGCGUCUCGGGCGCCGAGCUGAGUGCGGCGGGCAUAGGCGCGGGGCGCGGGGGUGCAGCUAGCAGUGGCACCCUGCGGCGGCCGCCAAAUGUGUCCUCCUCGAGCACGACCUCCAGCUCGCUGCUCUCUGUGCGCACCGUCACGUCGUCUGGCGCCGCGCUGCCGAUGCGCAAGCGCUUCUCGCUCUUUGGCAGCCGCGGCGCCUCGGACUCGAAGCUCUCGUCGCCGCAUCUGGCCGGCACGCAGGACGAGGACGCAGAGUACGAGGAGGAGGAAGGAGAGGGCGAGUAUGCGGCAUCGUCCACGCGCAGCGCACGCAGCACGUCCAACGCCAGCGGCCGCGCACCCUACGCCGACGGCCCGCCGACGCCGACGACACCCGUCACCUCGCCGCACUCGGCUGCCACCUCGCAGCACUCGCUCGUGCCGCCGACAGCCGCGACGACGCCGCGCGGCAGCAGCGGCGCCGCCGGCGAGGAGGGCAAGCGCCGCGGCUCGAAUCCGGCCUCGCGCACCAAGCGCGCCGCCGCAGCCGGCCGGGCCCGCGCCGCCACCGACGUGGGCCUGCACGCUGCCAGCGGCAUGACGGAGAGCGACGUGGCGGCCCUGCGCGGCCUGUGGUGAUGCGACGGCAGCGGCGGCGGCGGCACGAUACCAGGAAAGAUGAGGCCGUCAUUG
Messenger RNA from Tilletiopsis washingtonensis, 3369 nucleotides. Its product is annotated as galactose oxidase. Gene Ontology annotation, cellular component: mitochondrion; cytosol. The coding region runs from base 283 to 3315 and encodes 1010 amino acids. Gene Ontology annotation, molecular function: protein binding. NCBI's taxonomy places the organism in Eukaryota, Fungi, Basidiomycota, Exobasidiomycetes, Entylomatales. Gene Ontology annotation, biological process: cell redox homeostasis. The transcript has 2 exons. The record is from RefSeq and is a predicted model, not a curated record.